Molecule: messenger RNA, 5227 nt
Organism: Falco peregrinus (peregrine falcon)
Lineage: Eukaryota; Metazoa; Chordata; Aves; Falconiformes; Falconidae
Gene: CTNND2
Product: catenin delta 2
Exons: 23
Coding region: 430-4296 (1288 amino acids)
Biological process (GO): cell-cell junction assembly; cell-cell adhesion; dendritic spine morphogenesis
Cellular component (GO): adherens junction; postsynaptic density; plasma membrane
Molecular function (GO): cadherin binding
Source: RefSeq, a predicted model, not a curated record
GGCAGCGGCAGAUGCUGCGGCGGCGGCGGCGGCUGUGUCUCCUUCGGCCACAUCCCGCGGCCGGUGCGCCCGCCAGGCGCGCUGCGCUACGGCGCCGCCGCGCAGCCUGCCCCAGCCGCUGCCGCCGCCGCAGCGGCCCCGCACCUCGCCCGAGCGGCGGGGCGGUGGAUGCCGAGCCCGCCUCGCCCCGGCAGCCAGCGGGCAGCUGUCCUGCGGCGGAGCCCCUUCGGCCCGGAUCGGCGCGCUCGCACGGACACGGGGACACACGGGCGCACACGCACGCCCGGGGGGGGGGCAAGCCGAAGAUGCUGCAGCUGGGCAAGGUCAGGACCUUGCGGUGAAGCCCGGGGCCGUCGGUCGCCCCCCCCCCCUCCCCUCUCUGUACAUCCUUGCCUAGUGGACUGAGGAUUUGCUGUUGGGUUUUGGUACAUGUUUGGGAGAAAGCAGCCUGAAUCGGCGCCGAUCGAAAAUAUGCCUGUUCCAGACCAGCCCUCGUCUUCUGACAAGACAAGUUCCCUUAGUCCCGUGUUGAACACAUCCAAUGGCGAUGGCUCUGAAACUGAGACAACCUCUGCCAUUCUAGCUUCAGUUAAAGAACAGGAACUGCAGUUUGAGAGACUGACUCGAGAACUUGAGGCUGAACGUCAGAUUGUAGCUAGCCAGCUGGAGAGAUGUAAGCUUGGAUCAGAAACUGGAAGCAUGAGCAGCAUUAGUUCAACAGAAGAGCAGUUUCACUGGCAAACACAAGAUGGUCAGAAGGAUAUAGAAGAUGAGCUCACCACUGGUCUGGAGCUGGUGGACUCCUGUAUUAGAUCACUGCAGGAAUCAGGGAUACUGGAUCCACAGGACUAUUCAGCCAGUGAAAGACCCAGCCUCCUUUCCCAGAGUGCACUCCAGCUCAAUUCCAAACCUGAAGGGUCCUUCCAGUACUCAGCCAGCUACCACAGCAACCAGACCCUCGCCCUGGGCGAAACAGCGGCUGCCCAGCUCCCAGCCCGCAGCAGUCAGGCCAGAGGUGCCAUCCAGAGCUACAGCCAGCAGGGCCCGGGGGGCCGCGGCGCCCACCCGGGCGGCCCGGAGCCGCCGCCGCCGCCCGCCGCCCCGCAGCCGCGGGAGCCCUUCGCGCCCAGCCACGGCAGCGCCUUCCACCUGCCCGAGCCCCAGCACGCCGCCGCGCUCUACUACGCCAGCUCCACGCUGCCGGCGCAGCGGGUGAGCUCCCCGCUGCCCGCCCAGCCCGGCGGCUCCCCCACCAAGCUGCCGCGGGCCGGCUCCGCCGCCGAGGGCGCCGCCUACGCCACCGCGCAGCGCCUCUCCUCCCCGAAGCAGUCCCCCAGCCGCCUGGCCAAGUCCUACAGCACCAGCUCGCCCAUCAACAUCGUCGUCUCCUCGGCGGGACUGUCGCCGUCCCCCAUCCGAGUGACCUCCCCGCCCACCGUCCAGUCUAACAUUUCCUCCUCUCCUAUCCACCAGUUAAGCUCCACCAUCGGCACUUACGCCACCCUGUCGCCUACCAAGCGGCUGGUUCACGCUGCCGAUCAGUACAGCAAGCACUCCCAGGAGCUGUACGCCACCGCCACCCUGCAGAGACCCGGCUCCCUCGCAGCUGGGUCUCGGGCAUCUUACAGCAGCCAGCACAGCCACCUUGGCUCCGAGUUAAGGGCACUGCAGUCUCCAGAACACCAUAUAGAUCCUAUUUACGAAGACAGAGUUUAUCAGAAGCCCCCUAUGAGGAGUCUCAGCCAGAGUCAAGGGGACCCUCUGCAACCAGCACACACAGGCACAUACCGCACUAGUACAGACCUGGUUAACCAUUUCUGUGAACAGGUCCUCAAUUUUUUACUUUGUCCCUACUUUCCUGUCGUAGCCCCAUCUUCCCCUGGUGUCGACUCCGUACCCUUACAGCGCACAGGCAGUCAACACGGCACACAGAACGCAACAGCGACCUUCCAGAGGGCCAGCUAUGCAGCCGGCCCAGCCUCCAAUUACGCAGACCCCUACCGACAGCUGCAGUAUUGUCCUUCUGUUGAAUCACCAUACAGCAAAUCUGGGCCAGCCAUCCCACCUGAAGGGACCUUGGCUAGGUCACCUUCCAUUGAUAGCAUUCAGAAAGAUCCCAGAGAGUUUGGAUGGCGAGAUCCAGAGCUUCCAGAAGUUAUACAGAUGUUACAGCAUCAGUUUCCCUCAGUACAGUCCAAUGCUGCAGCCUACUUACAACACCUCUGUUUUGGAGACAAUAAAAUAAAAGCGGAGAUAAGACGACAAGGCGGAAUACAAUUACUGGUGGACCUAUUGGACCAUCGGAUGACAGAAGUCCACCGUAGUGCCUGUGGAGCUUUGAGAAACUUGGUAUAUGGGAAGGCAAAUGAUGACAACAAAAUCGCUCUGAAAAACUGUGGUGGUAUCCCAGCAUUAGUACGGUUACUCCGCAAGACUACAGAUUUGGAAAUUAGAGAACUGGUCACAGGAGUUCUCUGGAAUCUAUCCUCCUGUGAUGCACUGAAAAUGCCAAUCAUCCAGGAUGCCCUUGCAGUGUUGACCAAUGCAGUGAUCAUCCCUCACUCUGGAUGGGAAAACUCUCCACUCCAGGAUGAUCAUAAAAUACAACUCCAUUCAUCACAGGUGCUGCGCAAUGCCACUGGGUGCCUAAGGAAUGUCAGCUCUGCUGGAGAGGAGGCCCGCAGAAGAAUGAGGGAGUGUGAUGGCCUGACAGACGCAUUGCUGUACGUGAUCCAGUCUGCUCUGGGGAGCAGUGAAAUUGAUAGUAAGACCGUUGAAAACUGUGUGUGCAUUCUGAGGAACCUCUCGUACAGGCUAGCUGCAGAAACAUCUCAGGGACAGCAGAUGGGAACAGAUGAACUUGAUGGAUUACUCUGUGGUGAUGCCAAUGGAAAAGACGCAGAGAGUUCAGGGUGCUGGGGGAAGAAGAAGAAGAAAAAGAAAUCACAAGAUCAGUGGGAUGGCGUAGGACCUCUCCCAGACUGUGCAGAACCACCCAAAGGAAUCCAGAUGCUGUGGCACCCUUCAAUAGUCAAACCCUACCUCACACUUCUUUCUGAGUGCUCAAAUCCAGACACGCUGGAGGGGGCAGCAGGGGCACUGCAGAACUUGGCUGCUGGGAGUUGGAAGUGGUCAGUGUACAUCCGUGCUGCUGUCCGCAAAGAAAAAGGAUUGCCAAUCCUGGUGGAAUUGCUUCGAAUAGACAAUGACCGGGUGGUAUGUGCAGUUGCUACAGCUUUACGAAACAUGGCCUUAGAUGUCAGAAAUAAGGAGUUAAUAGGCAAGUAUGCCAUGAGGGAUCUGGUCCACCGACUGCCAGGCGCUAACAACAGCAACAGCUCAGCAAGCAAGGCCAUGUCAGAUGACACCGUUACUGCCAUUUGCUGCACUCUGCAUGAAGUCAUCACUAAAAACAUGGAGAAUGCCAAGGCCUUACGAGACGCAGGCGGCAUUGAGAAACUGGUUGGCAUAUCUAAGAGUAAAGGAGACAAGCAUUCGCCAAAAGUGGUGAAAGCGGCAUCUCAGGUCCUCAAUAGCAUGUGGCAGUACAGAGACCUGAGAAGUCUCUACAAGAAGUGGGCGGCCCCAAGCUUCAGUGUGACUGAUGACAGAGGAUUUUCACCAACCCACCACUCUGGGUCAUGGCACGCUCAGCAUACUCUCUCCCAGAGCCAAGAAACCAGAAUCUAUUCCCCAACCCAGGAUGGAUGGUCACAGUAUCACUUUGUAGCCUCAUCUUCAACAAUAGAAAGGGAUCGGCAAAGACCAUACUCUUCAUCACGCACGCCCUCCAUCUCUCCCGUGCGCAUGUCUCCUAACAACCGCUCAGCAAGUGCCCCAGCCUCACCUCGGGAAAUGAUCAGCCUAAAAGAAAGAAAAACAGACUAUGAAUCAACUGGAACAAAUGCCACUUACCAUGGAAAUAAGGGAGAACAUACUUCUAGGAAAGACACCAUGACAGCUCAGAACACUGGAAUCUCAACUUUGUACAGGAAUUCGUAUGGUGCACCUGCUGAAGAAAUCAAACAUAACCAGGUUUCAACACAGCCAGUUCCACAGGAGCCCAGCAGAAAAGAUUAUGAACCAUAUCAGCCAUUUCAGAAUUCAACAAGAAACUAUGAUGAGUCCUUCUUUGAGGACCAAGUGCAUCAUCGUCCACCUGCAAGUGAAUACAACAUGCACCUGGGACUAAAGUCAACUGGCAACUACGUCGACUUCUAUUCAGCUGCUCGUCCCUAUAGUGAACUUAACUAUGAAACAAGCCACUAUCCAGCCUCUCCCGACUCCUGGGUUUGAGACUUGGGCAGAUACAAAAGCUCCAGGAACUGUGCAUGUGCAUGCAUACCACAAGACAUUUUUUUUCCUGCAAAUUUAGUUUGUUAAAGCCUGUUCCAUAGGAAGGCCCAGAUAACCAGUGUGGAAAAAAUUAAAGAGAUUUUUUUUAGAAGGCUGAAAGAUAUGAAAGCUAAACCUGGGAGUAAUUAGAAAGAAAUAUAUAUACAUAUAUAUAUUUUACAGUGUGGGGCAACUUUACUGUUGGCCUGUAGAGUCUAAAGUUCAGUGCUGUAUAUUGAAUGUGGCUGAAGGAAGGAGGGAGAAUAUGAGUGGAUGUGGGUUAAGAGUUAAGCACAAGUAACUGAGCAACGUACAUACUUUAUGGGGAACAGCGUCUCACAGUUUGUUUAAUAUCCUCAUUCAUUGUGAAUCUAGGCUUCAAGUUGCAUUUGGGGUUUCCUCUGUACAGCAAGAUGUUUCUUGCCUUUUGUUAAUGCAUUGUUGUAAAGUAUUUGAUGUACAUUACAGAUAAAAAAAAAAAAAGUGCAUUGUGUAUAUUACACCAAUGCCACAGUGUUUCUUCAUCUAUGGUUCUAAAUAUUGCUUCAAUUUCAAAUUUUGAAAGAUGUAUGAAUUUCCAGUUUUUUGUUUUCUUUUCCCCGGUGCGUUUUAACAAAAAAAAAAACCCAAAAAAAUACCACAAAAAGGAAUAUUUAGCAGUAUUGUUUGUUCUGAUAUGUGAAUUUGUUUGUGGCAACUAAAAAAAAAAAAGGCAUUCAGCAGUUUCUGACAAUUAACAUUCAUCAUUCCACACUCCUUGUCAACAAAGUGCUUUUUCACUGCCUAAAAUUUUAGAUGUAGAUAUUUGAAAUAGAUUUUUUUCAUUUAUACCAGUUUUCUUUAUGAUGAUACAGUGUUAAAAGAAAAUAAAUUACAAUUGAUCUGUCAUCCA